Molecule: messenger RNA, 590 nt
Organism: Chionomys nivalis (European snow vole)
Lineage: Eukaryota; Metazoa; Chordata; Mammalia; Rodentia; Cricetidae
Product: small ubiquitin-related modifier 2
Exons: 1
Coding region: 75-362 (95 amino acids)
Biological process (GO): protein sumoylation
Cellular component (GO): nucleus
Molecular function (GO): protein tag activity; ubiquitin-like protein ligase binding
Source: RefSeq, a predicted model, not a curated record
GCCUGUGUGCUCCUUCAGUGCGGACCUGGUGCCUCUUUUGUGAAGCGGCAGCUGAGGAGACUCCGGCGUUCGCCAUGGCCGACGAGAAACCCAAGGAAGGAGUCAAGACUGAGAACAACGACCAUAUUAAUUUGAAGGUGGCGGGUCAGGAUGGCUCUGUGGUGCAGUUUAAAAUUAAGAGGCAUACACCACUUAGUAAACUAAUGAAAGCCUAUUGUGAACGACAGGGUUUGUCAAUGAGGCAGAUCAGAUUCCGGUUUGAUGGGCAGCCAAUCAAUGAAACAGACACACCUGCACAGUUGGAAAUGGAGGAUGAAGAUACGAUUGAUGUGUUCCAGCAGCAGACAGGAGGUGUCUACUAAAAAGGGAACCUGCUACUUUACUCCAGAAUUUUGUUAUAGACCAAGAAUACAUUCGCAAUUAGAAAGCCGCAAUUUGGUUCCACCACAUCCUGACUACUACAGUAUAGUUUUCUCUAUUCUUUCAUUUCCCUGUCCCCAUUUCUUUAUUGUACAUAAAGUAACUGGUGUAUGUGCACAAGCAUAUUGCGCUUUUUUCUUUUUUUUUUUUUUUCUUUUUUCUUUUUUAAA